Molecule: messenger RNA, 423 nt
Organism: Blastocystis hominis
Lineage: Eukaryota; Bigyra; Opalinata; Blastocystidae
Exons: 2
Coding region: 1-423 (140 amino acids)
Cellular component (GO): myosin II complex
Molecular function (GO): calcium ion binding
Source: RefSeq, a predicted model, not a curated record
AUGUUUCGUCAAGUCUUCAAUUUUCUUGACAAACAAAAAUGCGGUCUUGUUUCCUGUGAAAAACUUGGAGAAUUAGUGCGCAUAUCGGGAUUUAACCCAACGGAAGCAGAAAUCGCGAAUAUCAAGAGUCGAUAUUCGGAAAAAACAGGAAUCACCUUUGACGAAUAUAUUAAACUACUUUCAGGUCUCGAUUGCAUCGCAACCGAGGACGAUAUACGGGGAGCCUUCAAGGUAUUUGACAAAUAUAAUGAUGGAAAGAUCAAAGUGGACUUGUUACGCAAUGUGCUUACGCGUGUGGGAGAACCCCUUACAGACCGUGAAGUGGACAAUUUCCUGGAAAUCAUGGGUAUGAAAGACAGAGACUAUAUAGAAUACGACGCUCUUUGCAGCCAAUUAGCUAGUUAUGUGUACGAGUGUUUGUAA